UCAAAUUCCUUAUCGCCUUGGCUUCAACGCAAUGGUACAUCCCAACAAAGACAAACUUUGUAAAUUCUUUCUCUCUCUAUAUAACACCACUUCUCCCUCGCUAAACAAAAUGUCGUCUCCACAUCCCAAGAACCAUGGCUGGUUACCGCGAUAGGAACCCUUUUGACGAAGAAGAAGAUCAAGUUAAUCCUUUUUCCAACCCUUCACAAUAUUCGCACUCAAGGCUUCCAGCUCUUCCUCCUGAACCUGUCAGCUACAAUUAUGAUCGCAAUCCAGUCAUUGAGAUCAAUCUUGAUAAUCCCACGAAUUUGAAGCAGAAAGAGACAGAACUCCAGGCCAAGGAAGCUGAACUUAGAAGGAGGGAAGAGGAAGUUAAAAGGAAAGAAGAAGCUCUAGCACGAGCUGGAGUGCUUCUGGAUGUGAAAAAUUGGCCACCAUUUUGCCCAAUCAUCCACCAUGACAUUGCAAAUGAGAUACCUAGUUAUCUACAUCGAAUGCUAUAUGUAGCUUUCGCCACCUUCUUAGGGUUGAUCCUAUGCCUUUUCUGGAAUGUCAUAGCUGUUUCCACAGCAAGCAUCAAAGGGUCAGGCGUAAGGAUAUGGUUCCUGGCUGUCAUCUAUUGCAUUAUAGGCGUACCAGGAGCUUAUUUACUAUGGUAUCGUCCACUUUAUCGAGCUUGCAGGAAAGACAGUGCGUUUAAGUUCGGAUGGUUUUUCAUGUUUUACGUGAUACAUAUCGGCUUCUGCAUUUAUGCUUCGGUUGCUCCGCCUAUAAUUUAUGAUGGGUUAUCUUUCUCGGGAUUCGUGAGUGCGUUGCGUACUAUGAGCGACAGUGCUUUAGUAGGGAUCUUCUACUUCGUAGGAUUUGGGUUAUUCUGUGUUGAGUCACUGUUAAGCAUCUGGGUCAUUCAGAGAGUUUAUAGGUAUUUCCGUGGCAGUGGAAAGACAGCGGAGGCAAAACGUAAUGCUGCAAGAGGAGGUGGCAUGGCAGCACCCGAAAUAAGCUUAUAAAGCUAGCAAAGAAAUCACGUAGGACGUGAUAGAGAUAUAUCCAUCUAUUAAAACAUCACUUUCAACCUGGCUUUUGUCAUUUGUAAAUACAUUUCUGUUGGUCGGAAAGGUCUUUGUAUGUGACCUGACAUUGACAUCUUCAUAUCUUCCUAAUUUGCUGCAAAACCAUUCAGUCUUUGGUUAACUGUAUAUUAGAUUUGACCACAAGUUUCACAUCUUAUGUAAUAAAUUUGUAUUUGGUGUGCGUGAGUUUUUCUUCUAGAAAGAGGAAUUUAUGGAGCAGCCUCGAGUUGAUUAAGCUA
Gossypium raimondii (Peruvian cotton) is the source of this 1312-nucleotide messenger RNA. RefSeq names its product secretory carrier-associated membrane protein. The record is from RefSeq and is a predicted model, not a curated record. Gene Ontology annotation, biological process: protein transport. Gene Ontology annotation, cellular component: trans-Golgi network membrane; recycling endosome membrane. NCBI's taxonomy places the organism in Eukaryota, Viridiplantae, Streptophyta, Magnoliopsida, Malvales, Malvaceae. Bases 135 to 1010 code for a protein of 291 amino acids. The transcript is spliced from 12 exons.